Molecule: messenger RNA, 6510 nt
Organism: Triplophysa rosa
Lineage: Eukaryota; Metazoa; Chordata; Actinopteri; Cypriniformes; Nemacheilidae
Gene: pde11a
Product: phosphodiesterase 11a
Exons: 20
Coding region: 956-3694 (912 amino acids)
Biological process (GO): signal transduction
Molecular function (GO): 3',5'-cyclic-nucleotide phosphodiesterase activity; protein binding
Source: RefSeq, a predicted model, not a curated record
CAAGGCUUAAGGCUAACCCCAGACUAAAAUGAAUGUUUGAGCAGUCUUAACUGAAAAUAACUCGCCUUAAAACAUCUUAAAGUAUGUCAGCGCCAUUGUUUCGUGUAAAGAUGCACACCCGUAAUGUUUUUUUUUUUUACAAAAGUAGCUUAAAUAUCCUAAUUUAACUAAGGGUUAACUAAGCCCUGUCUGUGAAUCCGGGCCUUUAUGUCUAGAAUUUACAGACAUACACAUAUUAUUUUAUUAGCAAAUUUCUUGAGGUGUCACCCUGAGAUGAAGGACUUCUUGCAUUCAUCUGCAUAGCGAAAUAUAUAACCCUUUUGCUAUAACUCGAGUAUUGAUGACUAAAUGGUGAACAUAAAUUUCUGUUUUUACACCCCCUGUGUGUGUACUGGCUUUGAUUUCAAACCUCUAAGUUGUAAUACGUGUCAUCCACUAGAUGGCGGCAACUUCACACUGUGAAUUCCCUCGAAAGCGCAUUCCCUUACAUUACUGUAAAAUCAUUUAUCAGAACUUUCACGCUGUACAAGCAGAUGCUGCAAGAUAAGUCUAGAAUAAAGCGUGCGAAUUGCGAUCGUCACAAAAAUAUCGGACUGCAUUUCCCGGCAACGUCCUCACGAUGAAGCAGCAGCAACCCAGUGACGAUGAGAAGAGAGGAUGCGAGAGGGAUGCGUACUCGUGACGUCAGUGACGCACCUGCUCUGUCGCAUCAUCUCACUGGCGCUGGUUUAGAAUGAACAUUCCCCUCUCAUCCGAUGCCUCCAACGUGCGCGGAACCGCUGCAUAAUCGGACACAUUUCAAAGGAAAUGAAAGCUGAUCCUACGAACAAACAGUCUUUUUCCUUUUCUCUGGGAGGAGCUGUCAUUUGAAGUUUGAGCCGUGCGCUCUCGCGCUCACAUAAAUGACCGUUCAACAAGAGAGUUGCUUUCAUUUCAUUCACAGAUAGCAGCAGCGAUGGCAGGGACGGUCACGGGCAUGGUCUUUUCCGACGUCGAAAGUUUUCUAGACGAGCACCCUGAAUUACUAGAGGACUAUUUGAACCGCAAGGGGAAGCACGGCUUGGUGGAAAAGUGGCUGAAGAGCCAACAAGCCGCCAAAACUCCGGCGAACUCCGGCGCGGACGCGGAGAAACCCGCGGGCGCCGGCGGCAAGGACAGCUGGGCGAGCCGGAGCGACGGGCUGCAGAGACGCGCGUCCCAGAAAGAGCUGCGCAGAACAUUCGCCAGGUCCAAGGCCAUCAAUGCCAACAGGACUUACGACGAGCACGUGAACUCCAGAGCGCAGGAGCCGCUGACCAGCAUGCGGAGGCGCGCGCUCCUGCGUAAAGCCAGCUCGUUGCCACCGACCACCGCGCACAUCCUCUCCGCCCUGCUGGAGUCCCGGGUCAACAUCCCACAGUACCCAUCCACCGCCGUCGACUACAAAUACUACCUGAAAGAGCACAGCGAGAGGGAGUUCUUUCUGGAGCUCGUCAAAGACAUCUCCAACGACCUGGACCUGACCAGUCUCAGCUACAAGAUCCUGGUGUUUGUGUGCAUCAUGGUGGACGCCGACCGCUGCUCGCUGUUUUUGGUGGAGGGCCCUGCCAAUAAGAAGUCCCUGGUGUCCAAGUACUUCGAUGUUCACGCUGGAACCGCGGUCCUGCCUUCUCUGAGGAACUCGGAUGAGGUGCAGGUUCCCUGGGGAAAGGGAAUCAUUGGAUAUGUGGCGGAGCACGGGGAAACGGUCAACAUUCCCGAUGCGUAUCAGGAUCAUCGCUUCAGUGAUGAGAUUGAUAAACUCACAGGAUACAAGACCAAGUCUCUGUUGUGCAUGCCCAUCAGAAACAGUGAUGGAGAGGUCAUCGGGGUCGCACAGGCCAUCAACAAGAGUCCCAAUGGAGCGCUCUUCACCGAAGACGACGAGAAGGUGUUGCAGAUGUAUCUGCCCUUCUGCGGUAUCGCCAUCUCAAACGCCCAGCUGUUCGCUGCCUCCCGGAAAGAGUACGACAGGAGCAGGGCUCUUCUGGAGGUGGUGAAUGAUCUGUUUGAGGAGCAGACUGAUCUGGAGAAGAUCGUGAGGAAGAUCAUGCAUCGAGCUCAGACUCUGCUGAAGUGUGAACGCUGCUCCGUCCAGUUGCUGGAGGACAUCGAAUCUCCGGUGGUGAAGUUCACCAAAUCCUUUGAGCUACUUUCACCCAAGUGCAGCGCUGACAUGGAGAACAGCUUCAAGGACAGCAUGGAAAAAUCCUCCUACUCUGAUUGGCUGAUUAAUAACAGUAUAGCCGAGCUGGUCGCCUCCACCGGACUGCCCGUGAACAUCAGUGAUGCCUACCAAGACCCGCGCUUCGACGCUGAGGCGGAUCAGUUCUCUGGCUUUCAUAUUCGCUCAGUUCUUUGUGUCCCUAUCUGGAACAGUAACCAUCAAAUCAUAGGUGUGGCUCAGGUCUUGAACAGAUUGGAUGGGAAACCGUUUGAUGAUUUGGAUCAGAGGCUGUUUGAGGCGUUCGUCAUUUUCUGUGGACUUGGAAUCAAUAAUACAAUUAUGUAUGACCAAGUGAAGAAGUCCUGGGCCAAACAGUCUGUUGCUCUGGAUGUGUUGUCAUAUCAUGCCACAUGCUCAAAGACUGAAGUGGAUAAGUUUAAGGCAGCAAACAUCCCUCUGGUGUGUGAGCUAUGCAUUGAUAAACUGUCGUUCGAUGACUUCUCUCUGGACGUGGAUGCCAUGAUCACUGCAGCUCUGCGCAUGUUUAUAGAGUUGGGAAUGCUGCAGAAAUUCAAGAUAGACUAUGAGACUCUCUGUCGGUGGCUGUUGACAGUGAGGAAGAACUACCGCAUGGUUCUGUAUCACAACUGGAGACACGCAUUCAAUGUUUGCCAGUGCAUGUUCUCAAUGCUGACAACGGCUGGUUUCCAGGAGACACUGUCACAGAUGGAGAUUCUGGCUUUGAUAGUCGGCUGCAUUUGUCAUGAUUUGGACCACAGAGGGACCAACAACGCCUUCCAAGCCAAGACAGGCUCGGCUCUCUCGCUCCUGUACGGGACAUCAGCCACGCUGGAACAUCAUCACUUCAAUCACGCUGUCAUGAUCCUGCAGAGCGAGGGUCACAAUAUCUUCUCCAAUCUGUCAUCAAAAGAGUACAGUGAACUCAUGCAGCUCCUCAAACAAUCCAUUCUGGCUACAGACCUCACGCUGUACUUUCAAAACAGAAAUUCAUUCUUUGAGCUGGUGAAUAAAGGCGAAUACAACUGGAACGUGAAGGAACACAGAGACAUGUGCAGGUCGAUGUUGAUGACAGCGUGUGAUCUGGGAGCUGUCACUAAACCCUGGGAGAUUUCUUGCAAGGUGGCCGAGCUGGUGACCAGUGAGUUCUUUGAGCAGGGAGACAGAGAGAGGUCUGAACUCAAACUCAUUCCCUCGGCUAUUUUUGACCGGAACCGUAAGGAUGAGCUGCCGGGUUUACAGCUGGAGUGGAUUGAUGGGAUCUGUGCUCCGCUAUAUGAGACUUUUGCGAAAUUGAACCCCAAACUACAGCCGAUGGUUGACUUGAUCCAGGCCAAUCGUGCGAAAUGGGAGGAGCUUCACCACAAACACCAGCGCAGUCAGGAAUCAAGCAGUCCCGGGCCCGGCAGUCCAUGCGAAGGCGAGUCCGCAGCGUCCGGCUGCAGCUGUGCAAGCCCCAGCGACGGCGGUCCCUUCCGCUCCGUCAGCUAACUCACGGACCAGAACGCCACGUUUCGCCGUACUCUUCUCUCCGACCGCAGGAGGAGUUUGGAUCUUUGCUGCACGCGUCAGACCAGCAGGCAUUACCUCAUAGCGCCCUCUAGCGGCCAUUUGCUCUGUCUGUGAGCACCGCGGACAACUGCGACUUGGUUUGUGUCGUCUCCACAGACUGCACGUUUAGCUAGCGACGACUCGUUUGUGUGGAGAAAUCUUAGGGAUGUCUAAAGCCCAGGGAGCUAAAUGAGCUAAUUUAGGGCUAGCAUGCGAACACAGAGACUCUGCCAUGUGAUUGGUUGAUUGUUUUUAUAAGCUACUUUACGCAGGGACGGUUUACUGAGGAUCGUCGCUGUUUUAAUGGUAUUAUAGCGUUAUUUUUCCCGUGUAGCUUUGACUUGCGUUGGUAAAUGAACACAUAUCUGAAGCACUGGAGCUCGAUUCUGUGUUGUGUGCAUUUCAGCAGAGCGAAUGGUCAAUGCAGUAUGUUUAGCCGCUGUCGUUUUGGCUGUUACAUUUAGUCCAGAAUCGUGGAGCUUUAGGCUCUUGGUAAUGCUUGCAAUACAAAUCCACUCCAGCGCUGUUCUCUGUGCCUUGGUUUAAAGCCCCCCCCCCCCACACCCAAUGUUAAUGCAUGCAGACCACCCCACCCCACCCCUGCAUUACACUUCAUACUGUAUGUCAUUGGAGCUGUGUUGUCUUUAGAUUCUCUGCUUCUUUUACCCUCAUUUAUAAGCUCAUGGUCGAGAAAUGGAUGCGUUAUGUGUGUGACCUUCAUUGUCAGCUGUCAUCUGUGUGUUUACAGGAUUACCUCAAACCCCAACCCAAUACACAGAAUAUUUACCCAACUAAACAUCAGCACUGUUUUGGUUUUAUACAUUUAGCACUCUAAACUGAGACAUAUGUGCCUUUAUAAAGAAAGCCACUUCAACACUUAACCCGUUCUCAGAGUUUUUACUACACCUGGCCUAUAUUCAAUUCAAUCCAGUUUUAUUUCUAUAGAGCUUUUCACAGAUUUGCAUUGUUGCAAAGUAGCUUUACAAUAAAUAUAUAUUAGGACAGAAAUCGAAACAAUGAUAUAAGAUGAUUUUGAUAUGAGGAAUUUUGCUUUUAAAAAUGAAUCGUGACAGUUUUUAUGACAAAUAAGCACAUCCAUUCAAAUUCAUGACCCUGUUCAACUGUAAUGAAAAUCAAUAUUUGUUAAAUAUCAUCAUUUGAGAUUCACUCACAAUUGCAAAAUACAACGCACAAUAUCAACAAAAAAUAAUAAUUUCACAUUAAUUUACGAUUUUUUGUUGUUGAGGGAGACAGAAACAUAUUUUAACAAAUAGCUUUAAUCAAAUUGCUGACACAGAUUCUUAUCUAAUCCUGAAUGCUCAACAGAACAGCCAGAAACUUGAAUACUCAAAAUGUAUUUAAAUAAUCAGAUUUGUUAACCAGCAUUUUUGUAGACAGAGCAUGAAUUCUAUGACUAUUACAUUGUGUUUUGGAAAAAACAGCCAUUUGGGCCUUUCUCGAGACCGUGAAAGACAUCGGCUGUUCUCUGAAACAGAGAAGUGAUGGUCUGCCAUCACAGGAAACCAUGCGAAGAAAACGUAAAGCCUCAAAGUCAUAUGCAGAUAGAAGCACGAGCAUUCACUCACAUCUGACAUGUGUUUGUUCAGUUCUUUUCUGCAUAUUCCUGAUAUUAAAUAUCCCAUAUCUCUGCGAAGAGUUUUGUUAUAAAAUGAGAUAACUAUGUUUUUAAAAAUCUUCAAAAAUCAUGUUUUUAUAUUGUGCAUUUCAAUUAAUAUCAAUCAAACUGCAUUUGUUUUGUUUUGAUUUAAGUUGUAAUUACAUAAAAAAUACAGCUAACUAACACAAUAAAAAUAUGAUAACAUAAUAAAAACGGAGUUAUCUCAUUUUGGAACCAAACUCUACUUGACUAAACUCCUUCAUGUGCUGGAAACACAUCCACCUGCUCUUGGGAAAUGAAUAAAAUGGCAACAGAUAAAGAGUGAAGUGCAUGCCUUAAAAAGAGAUUCAUACUGUCAUUAUUCUUUACUUUUAUUUAAUGUACCUGCAUGAAACGAAAGCAAGGAAUAGUUUCAUAUUGUAAAGUUGCAUUGUUUUGAACGUUUUUCAAUUGGUUCUUGUUAUUAUCACAGAUGUUUGGAUUAUUCUCUGAGGCUCUUUUGAAUCGUCUUGUUUUCCUGGUUCAACGCUUCUUUUGUCUGACACAGAUUUCUUGAGAAUUUUUGAAGCAUGAUUUCUGGAAGUGUCCGAUUCAAAUAAACGUGCUGCUAGUAAUGUUUCGUGUCUCUGUUGUACAUUUAUUGUGCGUGUGUGGAGGGGGUUUUGCGUUUGGUGCACAUCACACAUUUUAACCAGUGGAUGAGGUGAGAUCCAUUCAAGUCGAUCCUGUCCCAAAUGGCGCACUUCACGUGGACUUAAAUUGCGCGUGCUCGCCAAGUCUACUUGUGUCCCAUUUGUCUUUUUUGCGCUCAGAGGUGUGCUCGCGAGCGCCAAAGACCGCAUUGAAACGGAGUUACCAACCCAGGAAUCCUUGCGAACGACCAAUCAGAGAACGGAUGGGAGGAGUGUCGUGGAUGGCAGACAUGCCUAAACAUGACAGAUCAGUUUUAAAUGUAUGUAUGUUUCGAUAAAACUCAAAAUAUAUAAUUUUUAUUAUUGCUUACUUAUUUCUUAUUAAGCCAACUAUUAAAGUAUACAAAACUUGUAAUGCAAUGCGUUUUCUUAAGGUAAAAAGCUUAUAUUUAAUCGUCUGGGCUCUGUAAAGCAGAACAACACAGCUUCUGUAUUAUACAGACAUG